AUGGCGGAGACGCUCGACAUGACCCUCGACGACAUCAUCAAGAACAACAAGAAGAGUAAUUCCUCCUCCGGUGGGGGCCGCCGCAGCCGCGGCGGAUCCGCCCCUGGCGGCAGCAGCAGCGGCGGGGUCCGGCCGACCAGGCGCCCCUUCAACAGGUCCGGGAACAGGAAGGCGCCCUACCAGCCGCCGAAGGCCCCCGACGCUGUGUGGCAGCACGACAUGUACCCUGCGGUCACAGCAGGAGGAGGCGGCGGCGGGAGGGUCACGGGUCUCGACACCGGCACCAAGCUCUACAUCUCCAACCUGGACUUUGGAGUUUCGAACGAGGGUAUCAAGGAGCUAUUCUAUGAGCUAGGUGAUCUAAAGCGCUACUCGAUAAAUUAUGAUCGAAGUGGGAGGUCUAAGGAUACAGCGGAAGUUGUAUUCGCAAGGCAUUCUGAUGUUGUAGCGGCGGUUAAGAAAUAUAACAAUGUCCAACUUGAUGUUCAUGGCCGGUCCUCCAACUUGUAG
Messenger RNA from Miscanthus lutarioriparius, 510 nucleotides. The record is from the annotation of a GenBank genome assembly. Lineage: Eukaryota; Viridiplantae; Streptophyta; Magnoliopsida; Poales; Poaceae.